GAAGCGGAAAGAGCAUCGGGAGUCGACACCGUUAUAGCUGAACAUCUUAAACACCAGCACUAUUCCACAAGCAGACGCGUUUCCUUUGUAGACACAAAAAAACAAAAAUCCGCUUAAGGACCUAGUUUAUGAUUUAAACAAAAAUGGCUUCGUCUCCUCAGAAGUCUCCGUCCUCUCCGAAAUCUCCGAGUCCCAGAUCACCGCCCUCCAGGAAAAAGGACGACUCCUUCCUCGGGAAACUCGGAGGAACUUUGGCCAGAAGAAAAAAGGCAAAAGAAGUUUCGGAGCUCCAAGAAGAGGGCAUGAACGCAAUCAACCUGCCUCUGAGUCCCACUCCGUUUGAGCUGGAUCCUGAGGACACCAUGCUGGAGGAGAACGAAGUCCGCACGAUGGUCGAUCCCAAUUCCAGAAAUGACCCUAAACUCCAGGAGCUCAUGAAGGUGCUGAUCGACUGGAUCAACGAUGUUUUAGUGGGAGAGCGAAUCAUCGUCAAAGAUCUAGCUGAGGACCUUUAUGAUGGACAGGUUCUUCAGAAGCUCUUUGAAAAGCUGGAAGGAGAGAAACUUAAUGUCGCUGAGGUCACGCAGUCCGAGAUUGCCCAGAAGCAGAAGCUUCAGACUGUCCUGGAAAAGAUCAAUGACACACUCAAAGUGUCCUCCAGGAACAUCAAAUGGAACAUUGACUCAAUACAUGCUAAGAGCAUAGUCGCCAUUCUUCACUUGUUGGUGGCUCUCUCUCAGCACUUCCGCGCUCCGAUCCGUCUCCCAGACCACGUGUCUAUACAAGUAGUCGUGGUUCAGAAACGUGAGGGCAUCCUUCAGUCUCAGCAGGUCCUAGAGGAAAUUACUGGCAAUACAGAGGCUUUAUCUGGAAGACAUGAGCGUGAUGCCUUCGACACCUUGUUCGAUCAUGCACCAGACAAGUUGAACGUUGUUAAAAAAACUCUUUUGACUUUUGUGAACAAGCACUUGAACAAGUUGAACCUGGAGGUGUCUGAGCUCGACACACAGUUUGCUGAUGGUGUCUACCUGGUAUUGCUGAUGGGGCUCCUGGAGGGAUAUUUUGUUCCAUUGUAUAACUUCUUCCUUACUCCAGAUAAUUUUGACCAUAAGGUGCACAACGUUUCAUUUUCCUUUGAGCUGAUGCAAGAUGGCGGUUUGGAGAAGCCGAAACCAAGGCCCGAGGACAUUGUCAACUGUGACCUGAAGUCAACAUUACGUGUUCUCUACAACCUCUUUACCAAGUACAGGAAUGUGGAAUGAAUUCACAGCACUUACGUCAGAAAUGACAUCCUUAUCAGUAUUAGACAUUUUUUACUUAUGGUUUCUUAUUUACAGUAUUCAGUAUCAUUUCAGUAUUCAGUCUGCUCUGUAUUUAUCCAACAUGAUAUGAAAUCUUAAUAUUAUCCUUUUAAUUUUCCCACUGAUGUAGUGUUGAAUGAUGGUUUAUGUUAACUGUUGAUAUUUAACUGAUUUUCUUUUUGGAUUUUAAAUUUAAUUUGUAAUCUUUCACCAUCCAAUAUACCCAGGCUCAAGGGAUAUAGCUGGGUUUCUGAUGUUUAUGAGCAUCGUAUUUCAUCCAUGUAGUUGUUUUCAGUACAUCCAGGAUUUCACAAGAGUUUUUGUUAUUGUUGCAGUCAGAAAUGCUUGAUUUUUUUUAAAUUUGUGGGAGAUUUUUGUUGUUGUUGUUUUCCACCAGACAUUACUUGAAUUGAAAUCGCAAGCACAGACUUCUACUUUAAUCUACCAAUGAAGAAGCAUAUGUAAUUACUUCCUAUGAUUGCUUCCUAUGAUCUACUCAUUCUUGCAAAUUCCUCGAAAUAUCACAGCGUUUGCUUGAUUUUACUUUCAUUUACAUUUACAUUUACAGCAUUUAGCAGACACACUUAUCCAGAGUGACUUACAACUGAGCAACUGAGGGUUAAGGGCCUUGCUCAGGGGCCCAGCAGUGGCAGCUUGGUGGACCUGGGGUUCGAACCCAUGACCUUCCGAUCAGUAGCCCAACACCUUAACCACUGAGCUACCACACCCCCACUUUCAUAUUUUUACGAUAAAAAAAAAUCACAAAAUCCUUAAGGGAACAUCUGUCCCACAUGUCCAUGUCUGUUCUUUGUCUUGGAAAUUCUGGACUGGGCCCUGGACAACUUCCCCAGUUUUCUCUCAUUGUGGUAGAUUUUAUCACUGAUGGAAACUGAGGAAAUACAUAACAGCAAGGUCUUUUACUUUUUAUUUUAAAUUGUUGCAUGAAGUUUGGGAUAGAGGAAUCUGUCUUGCUUUCUAUUAAGUGAACAGACCAAAUUAUCAAGUCCAGGCAGUUUAUUGUGCUGGUGAAUAGUCUUCAAUGUUUUUAUUUUCUGCUUGUAUGAAACUUCUAUAGAUCUGAAGCAAACAGACAUGAAAUUGCCUUCUCCACCCGAGGCAAUCAUAGAAUUCAAACCAUAAGCAGACUUAUUGCUACUAGUUUGUAAGAAUGCAAUGCGACUAUUCUGGGGGAAAAAAGGAUUCCUUCGUGCAGUUUAACGUGAAGGUCGGAGCGAUCAUUUGUUUCACUGUUGAGGUUUGAAUGCGGCUUGUGUAUGGGGCCUGACUGGCUCAGAGGAAAAGCGAAUUCCUGUCCUUGUGCUCUCUUCAUUCACCACUGACCAUUUUGUGUGACUGUCCUGUGUGUACUUUUGAACGAAUGGAAGAGGAAUAAAUUGAUCUCGAUCGCUCAGUCACACUUAAUAACUUUCAGACCAAAAGCUGUGUUUUAUUUAACCCCCAAACAAAAAGCUCGAUUAAGGCGGAGGCAGUGUUUCAUUUUAAUGGCUCACACCGGUGGUCUUUGUGCUGCCAUAAAGCUGCAUGAUGUAAUCUUGCUUUCGGUACUGAAACAGUAGGGAAGGGAAGCGGUCCUGAAAGGCAGAAGUCAUGUUUUCUCCUGUGUGCAGCACUGCACAAUUGGAUGCAACAAGGUUAUAAUGGAGGUCAAGAGAUAAUGGAAGAUGUGGAUGUUUUAGGGUGUGCUUUUCUUUGUCUGAUUUACUUGAAGACCUCCAUGUUUCACUGGCUGUGAAUUUUUAAUGGGCAUAUUUUUUUUUUGUUGGGCAUCUUCACCCACCUAACAAGUUGAAUAAUUAAAUUUAGCCGAGUUGUGUGUUUAUGACAGAGACUUGUGAAAGAGUCAGAGUAAAAUAUUCGCCUAGAUGAAUUUUACGCUCUAGUGCCAAGCUGCAAGCUCUUCUUCUUUUUUUUUUCAUGUUUCCAAAUUGCACACAUUUUAUCCCAAAAUACACUGUCAAAAGAAGCAUUUUUGGAAAAAAGUACACACCGCCUGUCAUUCUUUGGGCCCCAUUAAGAGCCAGCUGUGUUAAAUGUGAAUUUCACUGUUGCCGCCGUCUCCGACAAUGGCCUUUUCAAUAAAAACCUUUGUUCUGCUACAUUUUCUGACCCAUUAUAUGACUGGAGCUGGGGGGAGAUUAAGAGACGAGGGCGUCUUCAUCACUGAGCUGCCUCUGAGAGCCUAAAUAACAGCGAAGACCACCUGUGUAAUUGUCCAGCGCUAGGGUGUCCUGAAUAGCCAUUAGCUUCCCUGCUGCAAUUACCUUUCCUCCGGUCCCCUUCAUGACACCAGACGCAGCCGAGAGCUCUAGAGAACCUCGAAGCCUGUUUACUCCCAAACACAAUGGCUGAAACAGAGUGUCUUAUCCAGGCUGAUAUUGAUUUGUGCUUAAGAUUCGGGUCAUUACCAGUAAUUGAUUCCUCCAUUGCGUCCUCUUAACAUGCCUCGGGAGUGUGUUUACACCUGCACAGAUUGCAAAGUUCUGAUAUUUUCUAUAAAAUGGCAAGAAAGAAAAAGUGUCAAAAGCAAUCAUAUGAAUGUUGUCGUUUUUACUUUGGGAAAUGUAUACUAUGGGAGCUAUAAACUAUAUUAUGGAAGCUAUAAAAAUGUUUUUAUGCAGUUAUAACUAUUGGUAUCCUGCUCUGAAUAUCAUUUUAAGGUGCAGUUUUUCAUUUUUAACAUUUUCCUAGACCUAGUAUAAUUGUGUAGAAAUACUACACAAUUCAUGGUAUUAUCAUGUCAUUUAUCAACUUUGUAAUAACGUUGCAGUUUUUAUUUUCUGACCCUGAAAUUAGCUCCACCCCAGAUAUGCUCAACUCCCCCUUUUCCUUAAAAGGAUAUGUUUUUUAAAAGAUUUAUCUCAGUAUAAGAUAGCUUUGAAAAUGAUGUAACUAAAUUUAUAUUAACAUAUAUGCAUAUUUUUAUUCUAAAUAAAACUUGCACUGAAGAUAUCA
Messenger RNA from Tachysurus fulvidraco (yellow catfish), 4274 nucleotides. RefSeq names its product parvin, alpha b (gene parvab). NCBI's taxonomy places the organism in Eukaryota, Metazoa, Chordata, Actinopteri, Siluriformes, Bagridae. Gene Ontology annotation, cellular component: actin cytoskeleton; focal adhesion; cytoplasm. The transcript has 13 exons. The record is from RefSeq and is a predicted model, not a curated record. Gene Ontology annotation, biological process: establishment or maintenance of cell polarity; actin cytoskeleton organization; cilium assembly. Bases 144 to 1262 code for a protein of 372 amino acids. Gene Ontology annotation, molecular function: actin binding.